Molecule: messenger RNA, 1035 nt
Organism: Eutrema salsugineum
Lineage: Eukaryota; Viridiplantae; Streptophyta; Magnoliopsida; Brassicales; Brassicaceae
Product: mediator of RNA polymerase II transcription subunit 6
Exons: 5
Coding region: 77-844 (255 amino acids)
Biological process (GO): regulation of transcription by RNA polymerase II
Cellular component (GO): mediator complex; core mediator complex
Molecular function (GO): transcription coactivator activity
Source: RefSeq, a predicted model, not a curated record
UAUAAAAUGGGCCACAUUCUCUCUCUCUCUCGGUCCGUCUCUUCUGGUUCACGGCGAAGCGAAGCGACUCACAUCCAUGGACUCCUCUCUGCUCUCGGCGGCUACGGCCGACACCUUCAACGGUAAUGCGGCGGAGCAGAUUGCUCCUCCGAUGCAGCCGCCGGGUACGGAUAUGACUGAUAUUUGCUUCAGGGAUCAGCUCUGGAUCAAUUCGUAUCCGCUUGACCGUAACUACGUCUUCGAUUACUUCGCUUUGUCUCCCUUUUACGAUAUCACCUGCAACAACGAGACGCUUCGUAGGAGAUCCGUUCACCCUCUCGAUCACUCUCACCUCUCGAAGAUGACAGGCGUAGAAUAUAUUAUCGCUGAGGCUACAGAACCAAACCUGUUCGUCUUUCGUAAGCAAGUGAGGGAUGGUCCCGAGAAAGUUAAACCGAUGCUAACAUAUUAUAUCUUGGACGGUACUAUCUACCAAGCUCCACAGCUUUGUAGUGUCUUUGCAGCUCGAGUUGGUCGGGCUGUUUACAAUAUAUCGAAGGCUUUCUCUAUUGCUGCGUCGAAACUGGAAACCAUUAGGCAGGUUGAUGCUGAAAACCAGAACGAAUCUUCUGAGUCAAAGCCAGUUAGUGAGACGUUUGAUCUAAAGGAAAUGAAGCGAGUCGAUGUUAUACUUUCCUCGUUAUAUCGCAAGUUACCCCCAGCACCUCCACCACCACCGUUCCCUGAAGGAUAUGUUGGCCAAGAAGCAUUAGAGGAAGAGAUUGGAACACAAGUAGGAGAGCCACAACAGCCUCAAAUUGAUCCUAUUAUCGAUCAAGGCCCUGCUAAAAGAAUGAAGCUUUAAGCUCGUUAAGUUUGUUUCUUCACCUUCGCAUGUCGAUAAUGGAAGUUUUAGGUGAAAGACUCAUUCUACUUCAUCUAAGUCUUGUUGAGUCUCUAAGAUUUUUUUUUUUUUGAAUAGUAUUGUGUCAGAUGCUAUAUGAAUUAGUAACAUGAUUAGUUUACAUAAUAAGAUAAUUUAUUAUAUUUCCUUUU